Chionomys nivalis (European snow vole) is the source of this 875-nucleotide messenger RNA. RefSeq names its product marginal zone B and B1 cell specific protein (gene Mzb1). Gene Ontology annotation, biological process: regulation of B cell proliferation. The transcript is spliced from 4 exons. Lineage: Eukaryota; Metazoa; Chordata; Mammalia; Rodentia; Cricetidae. Gene Ontology annotation, cellular component: extracellular region; endoplasmic reticulum chaperone complex. The record is from RefSeq and is a predicted model, not a curated record. The coding region runs from base 46 to 606 and encodes 186 amino acids.
GCACCCCAACCGCAGUGCACGCUCCAUGAAGUAACUUCAGAGGCCAUGAGGCUGGCUCUGCCAUUGCUGCUACUGUUUGGGUGCAAGGCCACCCUGGGAAGCCUUGGGGACAGGCCUCCACUCUCAGCUACCGCUCCAGUGCUGGAUGAUGAGGAGAAGUACGCAUCUUAUAUGCCUGUUCACCUGCGCUGUGAUGCCUGCCGGGCUGUGGCCUACCAAAUGGGGCAACAUCUGGCAAAAGCAGAAGCUAAAUCUCACGGUCCAGACUCCAGUGGAUUGCAGGAGCUGAGCGAGUCGGCAUACACAGAUGUCCUGGACCGGACCUGCUCCCAGAACUGGCAGUCCUAUGGAGUUCAAGAAGUGAACCGGAUGAAACGUCUCAUGGGCCCAGGACUCAGCAAGGGGACAGAGCCUAGCAUCAGCGUAAUGAUUACUGGGGGUCCCUGGCCCAAUAGGCUCUCCACCACGUGUUUCCAGUACCUGGGAGAGUUUGGAGAAGAUCAGAUCUACGAAGCCUACCGCCAAGGCCAUGAGGCCCUGGAGGCCUUGCUGUGUGGUGGCCCUCAGGGUUCCUGCUCACUGGAGAACCCAAGAGAAGAACUUUAGUACAAGUGGUACACCUGCAGAUCUUCUCUCCCUAUAUAUAUAUAUAUUUUAAAUUAAUGGUUGCUUGGAGUCAGGGUCUCAUCAUAUAGCACAGGCUGGCCUUGAACUCGUCCUCCUGCCUCAGCCUUGGAAGCACUGCCACGACUCUCCUGAGCCUUUGGCCCUAUUCCUUCAGCAGUGGCGGCGGGGAGGGGGCAGGCCUUGUUGUCAGUCUUCUUCCUCCACCCCUUUUUGGGGCAAUGGGGGUUUCUACUUUCAAAUAAAGCUCA